Trypanosoma cruzi is the source of this 2184-nucleotide messenger RNA. RefSeq names its product sodium/sulphate symporter, putative. Lineage: Eukaryota; Euglenozoa; Kinetoplastea; Trypanosomatida; Trypanosomatidae. Gene Ontology annotation, cellular component: membrane. The transcript has a single exon. Gene Ontology annotation, biological process: phosphate ion transport; monoatomic anion transmembrane transport; polyphosphate metabolic process. The record is from RefSeq and is a predicted model, not a curated record. Gene Ontology annotation, molecular function: phosphate transmembrane transporter activity. Bases 1 to 2184 code for a protein of 727 amino acids.
AUGAAGUUUGGAAAACGGUUUCAGGAGGAGAUGGUGGAGCAAUGGCGGGAGUCGUACGUUAACUACAAGGCACUGAAGCAACUCAUCUACCACUCGGAGUUGAGUGGCGUUGAAUUUAGCCGUGAUUUUUUUGCCAUGGUCACAGAAGAGUUGGAGAAGGCAGAGGGAUUGUUUCAGGACCUACUGGAUGAGCUACAGCAAAGUCAUGAUGAGUUACUUGAGCAGGAUCCGGACCUGCCCGUUAUGAACCCAAUACGUACUUUGCGCUUUUAUCGGAAGCGUGUACACCGGGACACACGAUCCACCAAUGGGAGUGGGGAUUCGGAGGUUUUUGAUAGCUCCAGGGCCAGUUCCACGGUGGAUCCCGAGCCGGGCCGAAGAGGAUGCAUUCCCUCUGUCGUCAAGAGCCUUUUCCUGCUGAUCAUCGGGGAUUCCCAUAAGCGGGCGUUUGACGAGCACGCCCCAAGGGCCAAGUUUGCGGAGUGGCAUUCGAGUGCUCACAAACUGCAACACUUUGCGGAGUUAAACUUGGAGGCCGUGCGUAAGGCGGCAAAGAAACUCAAGAAACAUCGACGUCGUGAAGGGGAUUUCACAAUUGCCAUUGAAGCCGAAAUUAAUCGCUCCCGUCUUGUGACGCUUAUGCCCCGGCUGCGCUCUCUGAUGGCAGAUAUAGACUCAGAUUAUGAACGCAAGUUUGGAGAUUCAUUGGACCAGUAUAAAAAUGUGGCAAUGCAGCAGGCGUAUCAUGCGAAGUGGCAAUUUGUGUUUCUUUCGGCUGCUUUGUUUUGUCUCCUUAUGUUUCUUCCAAUCUUAUCGGAACACCCACCGGCACACAACUGUGUGGCUCUUUUUGGACUCAUUGUAUCCCUUUGGAUCACUGAGGCAAUUCCUUUUUUUUGUACGGCGAUGCUCAUUCCCAUCGUGGCGGUCCCUCUCGGUAUCAUUGCCGAUCCCCACACAAAUGAAGUUGCCAAUUCUACGGUGGCUUCUGGUAUUAUACUUGGGAAAGUUAUGGAUCAUGUGCAGAUCCUCGUUCUUGGUGGUCUAACGAUUGGAAAGGCCUUGGCACGCACAAACUUGGAGGCUUACGCUGCGACAGCACUCUACCGCCUAACGGCGCAUCGGCCCCCUUUUUACCUUUUGGGUGUGAUGCUCUGGAGUGGCGUUUUGUGCGCAUUUGUUUCAAAUGUUGCGGCCCCGUUGCUGGUGCUAGGUGUCAUUCAGCGUACCUUAUGGGAAUUUCCGGAGGACACGGAGGCUCCUCACGGCAUCCUUCUUGGGUUGGCUUUUGCAUGCAACAUCGGCGGCAUGUUGUCUCCCAUUGCAUCACCACAAAAUGCCGUGGCAAUGAAUGUGUUGCGUUUUCAUAGUGUGUCGUUUGCAGCGUGGAUUGCGGUGGCACUUCCUAUCGUACUGUUCAGUAUUGUCGCAGCGUGGGCCAUUAUUCUUGUGGUGUGGAAGCCGUUUAAGGAUGUGAAGGGAAUUCCACUUCAUGUAGUUAGUACGGAAUCGGGUAAAGAUACUAGAGUUACAGACCGCGUUGUGGUUGUGGUUGUAUCUCUUAUCACCAUCAUCCUCUGGAUUAUUUCGCCCGAUGUUCUUUUUGGUGACACUGGCGUUGUAGCACUCAUCCCCAUUGUAGUUUUCUUUGGCACAGGCAUUCUUGCGAAGGAGGACUUUAACACACUGUCGUGGCAUCUCAUGUUCCUCUUAGCCGGUGGCAACAUGUUGGGUCUCUGCGCACACGAUUCUAAGAUGUUAGAUAUUUUGGCACACAGUAUGCAUGGCACGCUGGUUAGUCAGCCACCUUAUUUGACGUUUGUGCUUGUCAUUUUAGUGGUGGCACUCGCAACUACUUUUGUAUCGCACACCGUCUCUGCUAUGAUUUUGCUGCCUAUUAUUGCCAAAAUAGGAUUCUUACUUCCCAAGCACGAGGGUAUUUUGUCCGUGACACCCGCGACUCUCGUGAUGCUGAGUGCCCUGAUGUGUUCUGGUGCCAUGGCUUUCCCUAUUAGUUCCUUCCCCAACGUGAAUUCACUUCUCGCGGAGGACUCAACGGGUCAGCCGUACCUUAAGGCGAAGGACUUUCUUUUUUGCGGGACUCUCAUCACGCUUUUGUUUCUUUUCUGCCUCGUAACAUGGAUGAUCCCGCUCGCGUACGUUGUGCUUGAAGGUUUCAACUAG